Gongylonema pulchrum is the source of this 765-nucleotide messenger RNA. The record is from the annotation of a GenBank genome assembly. Lineage: Eukaryota; Metazoa; Nematoda; Chromadorea; Rhabditida; Gongylonematidae.
AUGCGCCACAAUUUGAUCGGGCAUCUUAUGAAACAUCGAUUUCAAGAAGUGUUGCUGCUGGGUACUGAUUGCUUGCAUUUUUUGCGCUGUGAUGUUGAAUUUUCUACGAUUUUUAAAAAAACAUUUUUUCGCAAAAAAUUUGAAUGUUACUCAGUGGUGACAGUUUUUGCGGAUGAUGCGGAUGCUCCACAGAAUGCUCGCAUUACUUAUUCACUGUCUGAGGAUGCAUCAGCUGGAAAGGAGCACCGUAAAGACGCGAGCUUCUUCCGGAUUAUCAAUGAAAAUAGCGGCGAAAUAACACUCGUCAAUCAAAUCCCUUCGCACAAAGAUCGUUUCGUAUUCAACGUGAUUGCUGACGAUAACGGGAAACCAGUUUCGCAGCGAAGUACGGUACAAGUGGUUGUAAACGUACACGAAAAACAACAAAGCGCUCCGCAAUGGCAAACUAACGGUGAAUGCAAGACAGUGGUUACAGUGGACGAGGACAUUCCGAUCAAUUCUGUGUUACUGCGUUGUUUAGCAAUUCCUGGUGAUGGUUCCAGGAGUCCAAUUUCAUACAAAAUGGCAAAUGGAGCUAGCCGUGGUACCAAUAAUGAAAAACAUUUUCGGGAAUUUUUGGAAAAAACUGAUGGCCGUGACUGGGUUGUGGUACGAAAUAUGGUCGGUUUGGAUUACGAACAGCAGCAAAAUUAUACACUUACAUUAUCUGCUAUGGUGGGUUCAGUUCUUACUGUAAUGCUACUAACAAUUUAUACACCUAAUUAA